Polistes canadensis is the source of this 5513-nucleotide messenger RNA. Its product is annotated as DNA-binding protein RFX7. Gene Ontology annotation, biological process: regulation of transcription by RNA polymerase II. Bases 519 to 4535 code for a protein of 1338 amino acids. The record is from RefSeq and is a predicted model, not a curated record. The transcript is spliced from 6 exons. Gene Ontology annotation, molecular function: RNA polymerase II cis-regulatory region sequence-specific DNA binding; DNA-binding transcription factor activity, RNA polymerase II-specific. NCBI's taxonomy places the organism in Eukaryota, Metazoa, Arthropoda, Insecta, Hymenoptera, Vespidae.
GGUGCAUCGCGUCGAAUAAAAGGCUUAAGUUCUAUGACGAACGAAAGAACGCGCAAAGUGCUAUCGGUCUGACUUCCGUGGGCAAUACAGAGAGCGAGACCGUCAACCGAUUGUCGUGAGACUGUGUGUUAGAGGUCCAACAUGGGCCGCGGAUGAGUGCUAUCAACCGUGACCGAUUUAUGCCGGAACGAUCGGCGUUAAAGUGUCGCGCGUUGUAGUUAUGAGGGUGAAGCGUUCUCGAUCAUAUUGCAAGCGCUUCGGCGAAUUGUCGGUACGCGCGAGUGGAGGCUCUCGAAUGGCGCCCACGCAGGACCUAGACCGGAGAGUGCGAUGCUAAUAAGUAGUAAUAAUAAUAGUAGUUGUAGUAGUAGUAGUAGUAGUAGUAAUAGUAGUAGUAAUAAUAGUAAUAGUAAUAGAAGUCCAGCUGACUCUGACAAAAUGGUAGGGCCCUCUCUGUCGGCGGGAGGUUAUAGAUUCGUACGUGCUACAUAAUCCGGUACCGUCGCGGUUAGGGUACGAUGAGUACUGAUAAUCAUGAUCAGUCCAAGCCCAAACCACCACCACCAUCAUCGCUACCAUCAUCAUCAUCAUCGUCAACAUCAUCUUCAUCAUCUACAUUAUCAUCCUCAUCAUCGUCAUCAUCAUCAUCAGCAGCAGCAGCAGCAACAACAGCAACAUUACCACCACCACCGCCGCCACCACCGUUACCACCUCCACCUGCGAUACCGCCAUCGCCAUCACCACUAUCAUCGUCUUCUACGCGGAACAACGUACCCAUCGACGAAUACGCUUUCGACGGCACGCGCAUCAAGAAAGAACAAAGUGACACUUGUAUCGAGAACGGCGACGGCACCGGUGCCAGCAACGUCAGUGGAGCAAACAGUGGUGGUGGCGGUGGUACUGGUACUGGUCUUGGUGCUGGUGCUGGAGGAAACGUUGCUGCUAUCACAAAAGCCGGUAUCAACGACAACAAGAGAGGACCGGGGGGUACCCCCGCUGCUCCAACUGCUGGUAGACUCUCCAACGGGUUCCACGAAAGCGACCUACUUCAGGACAUCAUCGCGGCCAAGUUCACGACCCUGGCGAAUCACGGUUCCACCGGCAAAAACGACAAGAUUCGUCUGAUGAUCGAGGACAGCGUCAGCGAAGAAUCAAAAUCACGAGUUCAGGAAAUAUUUUCCCAAGUCGAGCAACUUAAAAUAGAAGAAAAAUUGUUGCUGUACCUGAAGCUUCCAUUGUCGUUGAACAAUACAGGAGGAACCGUUGAUCCAUUGAGGCAGCCAUUAAAUCCAUUAGGAAAUCGUUAUGAAAUUCAUCAGACUAUUAUGUGGAUUAAAACACAUUUGGAAGAGGAUCCCGAAGUUUCUUUACCGAAACAAGAGGUCUACGAAGAAUAUAACAUGUACUGUAUAAGGAAUUCUAUGAAACCACUAUCAACUGCAGAUUUUGGAAAAGUUAUGAAACAAGUCUAUCCACGGGUACGUCCUCGAAGACUAGGCACACGAGGCAAUUCUCGCUAUUGUUAUGCAGGAAUGCGCAAGAGAGUUAAAUUGGAAGCUCCAACGUUGCCUAACAUAUCUGGAACACAAACUGAGGAUGGUACGGAAGAAAAUAUUACAGAAGAAAUGCUAGGUGCUGCUUCAACGUUAAUUAGGGAAUGGGCAGAAAAUCUGUUAGGUUUUAAAUUUCCAACUUUGAGUGCCUUAGCACGUCAUCUUGUGGAUAAUGUUUGUGUCGAUGUACGAUCGUUAGCUGCCAUAUGCAUUUUAUCUGCUUCCAGGAAACCAGAUACUUCAUCCAACGAAGAGUCAACGACUGAUUUGUCAGUUACAUCGAUAUCUGGAAAAUCAGGAAAAUUAAGAGAAGCGCAGAUACAAUUACAACGUAAGCUACAACAACGAGAGCAUAUAAAAGCUCAAAAGCAUAGGCACAUUGACAAUGUUACACUGAAUCAGAGUAAAGAAAAGAUAGUUGAUAAUAAAGCAGGAGUGAAUAAGGGAAGUAAAAAAGUUAAGACCAAUCAGUCGCCUCAGGGUACAAAUACGCCAGCUGGACAAUAUGUGUUAAACAAACAUAAUCUACCUGCCACUGUUACAGUUCGGCAGAAAAAGGUUCUUAAAGCUAGCAGUCAAGCUUGCAACAACGUUUCUCCGGAAUCCAACUGUGAUAAUAUAGUGGUACAAUCGAUCGAAGAUGUUCAGAAUAAUAGCAGCACUAGAGUAGUAACGACCAAUUGCGUUAAUUCAAAGCGAGACGUUAAACCUAAAAAUUCCAGAAAGCGUGCCAAUCUCAAUGUACCAAAUCAACCAUCGGAAUCCAGUCCUGAGAAGCAAACUAAACUUGCAGAACAGCAGGUACAUGAAAAUGUAGAGCAUUCCAGUAUGUUGUUACCUAGGCUCUCAUCUGUACAACGUGCGGGAAAAAUAUCAGUGAUAUUAGCUAGUAACCUGAAGCCUACCAAGUGUAAAGCCACAGAGGCUGUUAGUAAUCAGCCUGCCAAAAACUGUGAUAUUGAAUUGCCAAUAUGUUCCAAAAAUUCCAUCAAAAUAAAUGGUUGUCCCAGUAAUUUUGAUUCCAAUGGAAAUGGAACUGAAACAUCGACUCUAUUAACCAAGGAUCAACUAAGAUUGUUGCAAGAAAAUUCAAACCUCAUAAGUAAGAAUGAUAAGCUAUGUUCCCUCGAUGCGGAUGCUUUGGAUGAUUAUUUAAACGGGGGUAAUAAUUCUCAAGAACAAGAAGAGGAAUUGUUGCAGUAUUUUCAACAGAAUAGUUCGUCUAGUUCAGAUGUAGAGGCAAAUGCCAUUACCGGGGACACAGAACAAAUCUCAAGAUCCGACAAAGUGUCCCAGCUAAGAUUAAUAUUAGAACAAAAUUUAAAGGCUGGUACCGAGCACCCACCUAUCGACAUAGUAUCCGCUACUAUUGUCAGGCAGAAUACAGUUAGUGAAAAACAGGAGGUUACUCAAACGCAUAAUUUGAUACUUCCAACAUUGUUAAAUCAUUCGAAUCAGACUAAUACCAGACGCAGGGUUAGUUUUGAAACGAAUGUCGUCGAACAUGUACAAGAUUCCAAUGUUGUUGCGAACACCGUACCUCAAAGCCCAAAUACGCGUCGUAGGAUAUUUAAUUUCACACCUAUAUCACCUGGCCCACAUUCGCCUAUCAAUGGUCGUGCUUCCAAAUCUAAUUCCGCAAACGCGAGUCCCUUCGUAUCACCAAGAAAUACACCAGUGCCUCGAUCACGGAGUAAUCUACAGGGUGGCAGUUUUAGAUCACGAGCAAGUCAGAAAUCUUUGUCGCGUUCCAUAUCGUGCAGCAUGCCAUAUAGUGGAAAGAACGAUACGUUUGUAGUACCUACCAGUGGUCCUGAAUUAGUACGGCAGGUGUCUAUGCCACAAUCACCUCUUACUUGUACAAAGUCAUCUGAAGUACAGGUUGGUGGUAGCACGACACAUAUUGCUAUAACAUCCAAACAAGAAAAUCAAGGAUCACAAUGCCCUCCAUUUUUAGCAUCCGAUUUGGCACCGCAAAAACAAUUGCUUAUUAAUUAUCCAAGCCAAGAAAAUUUACAAGAGAUUAAGAAUGUCUAUCAAAGAUCGCAACCAACAGAUCAGGAGAUCAGUGAAUUAUUGCUUGGCAAUAAACAGUUUACCACUGAACAGCUUUUUUAUAGAUCGCAAUCUGUUCCUUUACAUCGUAUGGUAAAUCCUGCGUUAAUGUCUCCUAUCUCAACGCAACAGUGUCUCUCAAGUUUUCAAAGUCAUAGUUUUAAUCCAUCUACAAGCAGUUCAAUAGCUCCUACUCCUGUACCUAGUGAAUUCAAUGACUUUGGUUCUAUAGGUCAAUCAGAAGGGACUUCUUAUUUAUUAAAUGACGUCGAUCCUAACUUUAUAUCGGACGAUCAACAAUUUUUAAUGAAUGACAAAGAGAUUUCAACGGAAAAUAUAACUAAUAUUCUUAAUAUCCUGAGCGAAGAGGGAUCACAAAGUUUACAGAUUUUACCUGAACAGUCUGGUGAAGAAGAUUUGAUAGAUAAUAAUGGGAUAGUUUUAGAUACUUUACCUAAUUCAAAUAUCAAUUUGUCUGAAGAGGACAUGUUAGACUCUUCUAAUGUUCUUGAUAGUUCGGUGAAUGGAGCAUUGCAGAAGAUCAUACAAUCUCGUUCUUAUCCAAAUACACCUCUUCCUGCACCGGUAUCAACAUAUACACCAUCUUACGCAGAAGAUAGUAAUGGUUCAAGAUCGUAUCCCUCAACACCUUUGCAUACAGUUCAAUCUCAGGAAGUUUAUCAAGAGUCUAAUGAACCAAUGCUCUCAAGUCCUACGUUAAAUUCUUUGAAUUUACACGGAGACACAACGAGUAUUGCAACGUCGGAUAAUGGUUGUAGGAAUGUCGCAGAUUUACUUGGAACCACCUUCCUAGAAGAGCACGACGGAGAAACAGACGAUUUGGAUCCUCUUAGCAAUUUUGAUGGAUUGCAAGAUGUUGAUCCAUUGACUCCUUUGUUCAAUGAAGUGACAGAGCCUAAUCGUUGAAAAAGGUCUAUUUUGACACGAGGUAACUCAGAUAUUAUUGCAUUCUUUAUAGAAAUUUAUUAAAUAUUUUUUUAUUUAGUAGUUCGCAUGUUUUUCAUCAAUUAUAUAUAUCAUAUAUAGUACUUUGUAGAAUAAUAAAUACACUGGUAUUAUUAUUAUUAUGCAAAGUACUUCGAUAUUAUCGUUAUCACAAAGAGAAAUUAAUGAAUUUAUAAGUUCAUUCAUGGUGUCACAGAUGUCAAUCUAUUUUAAGUUUAACGUUUAACUAUGGAAAUUUUAUUUUGAAAUUUUCCAUUAUAUUUUCUUUUUUUUUUCGGCUGCUAUUUUUUAAUCUUUUCAUUAAUAUAAUUUUUUCUCUGUUAUAAUUAUUGCAAGAGUUGGACAAAUUUAGGAUUACCUUUUCUCAUAGUUUCAUUGCAUAAAAAUAACGAAUUUACUCAUUGAUAUAAAAAAAGGAUUACAACAACAAAAAAGAAACAAAAUAAUUUAAAAGUAGAUGCGAUGGAACAGUUUAUAAUAGCCUCUUUUUGUAAUAUUUGAUAUCGAAAAUUUUCCGAUGAUUUUACGAGAACAACACAAGAUGUUCUCUAAUAUUUACAGAAUAAAAAAAAAAGCUCAUAACUGCCAUAUUUUUAAAACUCGUCGUAUUAUUUGAAUUGUUGUCUAUCUAAUUUAUAUAACACUAUAAAGGCACUGUGACACGAAGUUCUAAACUUUUGAUAGUGUUUUUCUGACUGCCAACUGUCAAAACACAUUAUAAGAAAUAAUAUUAUAAUAAGGUCUUUAGAAUCUUUUGAUGCAAAAUUAAUUAAAAUUAUAAUAAUGUUGAAAUAAUGACAAUGAAUAAAGAAAGAAAGAAAGAAAGAAAGAAAAGAAAAAAACAAAAAAAGAAAAUUAAAAAAAAAAAAAAAAAAAAAAAUUGCUCUCAGCUGAGGACUAUUGCUAUCUUAUAUCAUCUUACAUUAGAUAUGAGAAAGA